This is a messenger RNA of Malania oleifera, 1314 nucleotides long. RefSeq lists its product as uncharacterized. NCBI's taxonomy places the organism in Eukaryota, Viridiplantae, Streptophyta, Magnoliopsida, Santalales, Ximeniaceae. Gene Ontology annotation, molecular function: catalytic activity. Bases 1 to 1314 code for a protein of 437 amino acids. The record is from RefSeq and is a predicted model, not a curated record. The transcript has a single exon.
AUGGGCAUCUUAGAGACUAAACUUACUGAGGAUAAGCUAAUGGAAAUGAUGAAUAGGAAAGCAAGAACAUGGGAGCAAUUAAAUAAUUUCGAGACACAUAGGGGUGGAAGGAUUGCAGUGAUAUGGAACCCGAAAAAGAUUCAAGUCCAUUGGGCUCAGAAAAGUCCCCAAGCUGUGCAUUGCAUAGGUAAAUGCAAUGUUAUUGGAAAAAAAUUUUUAGUUAGCUUCAUAUAUGGUUUCAAUUCUCUGGUGGGGAGAAGGGAGUUGUGGAAGGAUUUAAUUCAAACUGGGAAUAACCAGCCAAUGCCCUGGGUCGUUUUGGGGGACUUCAAUUGUGUUCUAUGUGCUGAGGAAAAAAGGAAUGUUGUCCCUCCUACUGUGUACAAGAUGAAGGAUAUUAGGGACUGUUUCCAGGAAGCAGGUCUGGUUGAUAUGAAUUUAGAAGGUAAUUUUCUUACCUGGUCUAAUGGUAUGGUGUGGUGUAAAUGGGACAGGGUGAUGAUGAACCAAAGGUGGAUAAUGGAAGGGUCGAAGGUUAUGGCAGACUUUCAGCUACCUGGCAUUUUAUCUGACCAUUCAGUGUGUCAAGAAAAUCUAUUUGCAGAGCAGAAUUUAGGUAAAGCCCCCUUUAAGUUUUUUAACAUGUGGAUGAAUCAUGUGGACUUCCAGAAUUCAGUAGUGGAAAUUUGGGCAAGGCAGUAUGAGAGUAAUAACCAGUAUCGAUUGACAAGGAAGCUUAAAGACCUUAAAUUACCUUUAAAGGCUUUGAACAUGCUCCACUUGUCCCACAUAUUGAGCAGAGUAGAGAAAGCUAGUGCAGAGGUUGUUGAAAUCCAAGAGAAGCUCCAAAACAGCCCAUCCUGUCAAGUUCUGCAGGGGAUAUAUGUGGUAAAGAAAAGGGAAGCUGUCAUGCUAAAGGAGGCUAACAGACAAUUUCUUGCACAAGUGGCAAAGUAUAGAUAUUUUAAAAAUUAUGACAGGGGGACUUCAUACUUUCAUGCUAUCCUCAAAAGAAACAGGGCCAGGAAUCAUAUUACUUCAGUGACUAAACAAAAUGGUGUUGUUACUGAAUCUUAUGAGCAAGUUGGAAUAGAAUUUGUGCAGUACUAUCAACAUCUGCUGGGUGAGGAAGUGAGGUGUGAUAAGCUGGAUGAUCAAGUGAUCUCAAGAGGGCCGUUUGUAAAUAAGGAAGAGAGACAACAAAUGAUUGUGCCUGUAACUGAUGAGGAGAUAAGGGAGGCUUUAUUUAGUAUUGGGGAUGAAAAAUCCCCUGGGCUUGAUGGGUAUUCUGUAGGAUUCUUCAAGAAAGCUUAG